AUGUAUGAUAUAUACACAUGCACGAACAAAUGGGAGGCAUAUUUAGGUCUUCUUCAAGCAGAGUACACAGAAGGCGAUGCUCUUGAUGCUCUGGGUUUGAAGAGGUACUGCUGUCGCCGAAUGCUUCUGGCUCACGUGGAUCUCAUUGAGAAGUUGUUGAAUUAUGCACCGCUGGAGAAGUGAGGAGCUUUCUGUGCAACUGAAGAUGUAAAUCCCCCUCGGCUUUUCCUCUCCUAUAUUUUCAAAGACUUGAUCCUAACGGAAGACAUAAAGGCACAGGCUUCGACUCGGACAUGGCUGGUUCAGUAGACUAUAUCUGAAGUAAACCUGUGAUGUUGAGUUUUUGUUUAUUUGCAUUUUGUAAAAUAAAGAUUGAAAUGUAUUACUU
Molecule: messenger RNA, 388 nt
Organism: Cyprinus carpio (common carp)
Lineage: Eukaryota; Metazoa; Chordata; Actinopteri; Cypriniformes; Cyprinidae
Product: DNA-directed RNA polymerases I, II, and III subunit RPABC5-like
Exons: 2
Coding region: 1-183 (60 amino acids)
Biological process (GO): tRNA transcription by RNA polymerase III; transcription by RNA polymerase I; transcription by RNA polymerase II
Cellular component (GO): RNA polymerase I complex; RNA polymerase II, core complex; RNA polymerase III complex
Molecular function (GO): zinc ion binding; DNA binding; DNA-directed RNA polymerase activity
Source: RefSeq, a predicted model, not a curated record